AUGAUGCAACAAGGGAUGAGCGCGAGCGACGGGGCGAGCGCGAUGUCUGCGGCGACGGCGGCCCCCGACGCCGCCUGGGCGUCGGCCGUGUCGGCGGAGGCGCUGACGCGCAACGUGUGGGUGCAGGCGGGCUUCAUGGGCGCGCACCUGGCCACGCUGGUGAUGGGCCUGGCCAGCAACAUCGUGCUGCUGCGCGCGCUGCACCGCGGCGGCAGCUCGCUGACGGCGGCGGGCGACGUGUGCGCCGUGGGCACCGCCACGGCCCACUGCAUCCUCAUGUGCGUGCUCGUGGUGCACGUGCCCGCGCUCAACCACUUCUACGGCGUGUCGUCGAUGGGCCGCGACACGUGCCGCCUCGAGGACGCCACCUUCCUCUUCGUCGCCAUCGUCACCAGCCUCACACUGUGCGCCUCCUCGCUCCAGCUGCUCGUCGAGUCCGUCGGCCACUCGGCCACCGACGACGCAGAGUCGCUGCCCUACCGGUGCAUGCUCUGGUUCCUGCAGAUCGGACUGUGGGUGGUGGCGGCGCUGGUGACGGUGCUGAAGAUGGGCGCCAUGGAGGAGGGCAAGGGCCGCGGCAGCUGCUGGUCGUGGCGGCCGCAGGACGAGGACGGCGAGCGCGUCGCCACGCCCAUGCUGGUCGCCGUGCUGGGCGGCCCGCUCGCCGUCGUCUACCCCUGCUGCCUCACCGUGCGCGCGCGCCUCGAGGAGCAGCAGCAGUGGAGCGCGGCGGCGUCGCCGUCGUCGCCCGAGUCGCGGCCCCGGCCGCGGCCGCCGCUGUCUCCGUGGCCGCUGCGGCGGUGCGCCGACCCGGAGCGCGUGCGGCGCACGGCGGCGGCGCUGAUGGCGCUGUCGUCGGCGCUGCUGCUGUCGUGGCUGCCGCACGCGGCGCUGCGCCUGGCGCGGCCCGUGCUCGCCGCCUGGCCCUACGCGUCGCUGGCCUACGCGGCCACGCAGGCCGCCGCGGCGCGCUCCGCCUGCUACAACGCGCUGCUGCUCGCCUGGCUGGACGCGCGCCUCCGCGCCGAGAUGGCCGUCGUGCUCGACACGCAGCCGCGCCACCACCCCACCUGCUGCGGCGGCGGCCGCCCCGAGGAGCCAGACCGCCCCCUGGACGACGAGAUGGGCGCCGGCGGCUCCAUCGCGCUGUGCCGGCUGGAGCACGGACGCGAGCCGCCACCCCCCUUCUCUGUCGUCGACAUCUACAGCCGGCCCACGGCUGUCUCCACGCUCUAA
Schistocerca nitens (vagrant locust) is the source of this 1236-nucleotide messenger RNA. RefSeq lists its product as uncharacterized. The transcript is spliced from 4 exons. NCBI's taxonomy places the organism in Eukaryota, Metazoa, Arthropoda, Insecta, Orthoptera, Acrididae. The record is from RefSeq and is a predicted model, not a curated record. The coding region runs from base 1 to 1236 and encodes 411 amino acids.